This is a messenger RNA of Cheilinus undulatus (humphead wrasse), 2241 nucleotides long. RefSeq names its product kelch-like family member 23 (gene klhl23). Gene Ontology annotation, molecular function: protein binding. The transcript has 4 exons. The record is from RefSeq and is a predicted model, not a curated record. The coding region runs from base 105 to 1793 and encodes 562 amino acids. NCBI's taxonomy places the organism in Eukaryota, Metazoa, Chordata, Actinopteri, Labriformes, Labridae.
GCAAAGAGAAGACAGGGCCGAAUGUCUGUGGACAGCACGAGUCACUCAUGAAAACGAGGUUAAAGGUUAUUUGAGCUCUGGCAUGUGUCAUCCCUGCAGAAACAAUGUCACAUACCCAGAGUGAGAUCUACACAUACGACUUCUGUGAUGGAGACCAUGCAGCAGAGCUCCUGGAUGCUCUCAGGCAUUUCUACGUGGAUGGCCUCUUCACGGACGUUUCUCUGCAAUGUGGAGAGUCUGGACAGGUGUUCCACUGUCACAAGGCUCUGCUGUCAGCCCGCAGUUCCUAUUUCAAAGUCAUGUUCACAGCUGAUAUGAUGGAGAGGUCCAACAGUGUCAUAAAGCUGACAGGGGUGGACUGUGUUGUCCUGGGUGCUCUGGUGAACUAUGUGUACACGGCUCAGGUGUGCAUCACUGAAACCAACGUGCAGAGCCUGCUGGAGGCUGCAGACCUCCUGCAGUUCCUCUCUGUGAAACGAGCAUGCGAGGAGUUUCUCAUUCGCCUCCUGGAUGUGGGGAACUGCUUAGGGAUGCACGCUUUUGCACAGCUGCAUUUGUGUACCAGCCUGGAGAGGGAAGCCCGCAGGGUGAUGCUGAGCUGCUUUACAGAGCUCAUUCUGCAGGAGGAGUUCCUGGAGCUGGAUUAUGAGAGGAUUAGAUCAGUCUUGGCAGCUCAGAGCCUCACCGUGCAGAGGGAUGAGGUGUUGAUAGAUGCCGUAGUUAAAUGGGUAACCCAUGACUUGGAUAACCAUGUGCACCAUGCUGCAGAGUUGCUGCGCUGCAUCCAUCUGGACUUGGAUGAAGUUUACUUAAAGGCUGCUUUAGAGGUGCAUGGACAGAGUUUGCUGCACAGUGAAGGUAAAUUGAAAACACUGAUCAAUCAGGCUUUAAGGUCAAAUGGAAAGGAGGUGUCUGCAUGCAGAAAGAUGUCAUCAAGCAUGUACAUAGUUGGUGGAUACUACUGGCACCCUCUUUGUGAAGUCCACAUAUGGGAUCCCAUCAGCAACACCUGGGUGCAAGGAAAAGACAUGCCUGACCAUGAAAGAGAAAGCUACAGCGUAAGCUUACUUGGAGCAAAUAUCUAUGUGACAGGAGGUUACAGGACAAACACGGUGGAGGCUCUGGACACGGUUUCAGUUUAUAACUGUGACGAUGACGAAUGGACAGAGGGCUGUCCCAUGAUAACAGCCAGAUACUACCACUGCUCUGUGGCUUUGCACGGCUGUAUUUAUGCAGUUGGAGGCUACAGAGGAGGAGCUCCGGAAAAGGAGACAGAAUUUUAUGAUCCUCUGAAAAAGAAAUGGUUCCCUGUGGCCAAAAUGAUCCAAGGUGUAGGAAACGCCACGGCCUGUGUAAUGGGAGAUAAAAUCUAUGUGACUGGAGGCCACUAUGGUUACCGAGGAAACUGCACCUAUGAAAAAAUCCAAGUCUACAGGCCAGACGUGAAUGAGUGGAGUAUCUUCACAAUAAGUCCCCAUCCAGAGUAUGGCCUGUGUUCUGUGUCGCACCACAACAAGCUGUAUCUUGUGGGUGGACAGACGACUGUGGCGGACUGCUACGACACAGAGAGUGAUGAGUGGAGACAGAUGCCAGUGAUGAAGGAGAGGAGGAUGGAGUGUGGGGCAGCGGUUAUAAAUGACUGUAUUUAUGUAACAGGAGGCUAUUCUGAUUCAAAGGGGACUUACCUACAGAAUAUUGAGAAAUAUGACCCUCAACUGGACUCCUGGGAGAUCGUGGGGACUCUCCCAAGCCCAUCAAGAUCCCACGGGUGUGUUUGUGUUUUCAGUGUUUAGAGUCAUUAUCAGUUCUGUUGUCAUUUGUGCCGAACCGAUCAAAGAAUUACCGGAAUCUGUCAAAGUGUGAAAAUGCCAGGUCCACUACGCUUUUUUACUUCCAACUCAGGGGUUUCACAGUCAGCAUUUUUUGUUAAAAUGUUUACAGAUGGAAGGAAAAACGUCAAGUACUCCAACUCAGAGAAAAAAAAUAAGUGGUCUACUUGGCUGUUAAGUGGUUGAAUAAUAACUGCCAUCAUAAUGUGAUUCCUGCCUAAAUGAACCACUGUUUUCCACAUAAGGUAAACUGGAUGUAUGGUUUUAUUUUUUCUGUUAACUAUUUAUUAAAAAUCUAAUAUAUGAGAUUGGAAGUUUCAUGUGAACAGUCUAAAUUUUAGCUUCUUUUAGUAUCAGAAUUAAAGUAACUGAGACAUGCAACAAUUAAUGCUUUGCUCAGAAAUGAAGAUAC